This is a messenger RNA of Schistosoma turkestanicum, 2881 nucleotides long. Lineage: Eukaryota; Metazoa; Platyhelminthes; Trematoda; Strigeidida; Schistosomatidae. The record is from the annotation of a GenBank genome assembly.
CGCGGCUAAAAUAAGCGGAGCGCUACCCACUUACAAUAUAAAAUGGUAGCUGAGAUGAACGGACCCAACGGGAAGAUUGUUACUUUUUCAAAUCAUGCCUUGAAGCUAGAUAAAGCUUCAGAUGCGAAGGAUAUUGUUUCUGCAUUAGCUUCAAACUUAGAUGCUGAGUGUUUGGAUCUCAGUGGCAAUACACUGGGAAUAGAUGCGGCUAAACCUAUUGGUAUUGCUCUGGAAAAGAACCGUCAGAUUAAGCGUUGCUUGUUUAAUGAUUUGUUUACAGGUCGUCUUAAAUCAGAAAUAGCACCAGCAUUAAAGUAUUUGAGUAAUGGUCUUAUGGCUUCUAAGUGUCAAAUAACUGAAUUGGAUCUUAGUGACAAUGCUUUCGGUCCAAAUGGAGUUGUCGGUGUAACUGAUCUGCUAGCAAGCAAUACUUGUCACACUUUGAAGAUAUUGCGAAUGAACAAUCAAGGUCUUGGACAUGAAGGAUGUCGACAUCUUGCAGAGGCUUUAGAAAAAGGAAGAUCUUUAUCAAAGCAUCAAGGCUUAUUACUAAAAAUAUUUUCUGGUGGAAGAAAUCGUUUAGAAAAUGUUGGAGCUCAAAUGCUUUCUAAAGUAUUCAGUAAGAUGGGAUCACUAGAAGAGCUUUCACUUUAUCAAAAUGGAAUUGGAAUUCAUGGCGUAGAUGGUAUUUUGUCAUUGGUCAAAAUAAUCGAAUCUAAUCCAAAUUUACGAGUGUUAAAUUUAUCUGAUAAUUCACUUACUCCACGUGGUGGUGAAGCAAUUGCACGUGCUCUGCCUUCAUUAAUUAAUUUAGAAGAACUUUAUUUGAGCGAUUGUAUACUCCGAUCAUCCGGCGUUAAAUCUCUUGCUUCCGCAUUUGAAGAUCCUGACACAACUCCUAAUUUAAGAGUUUUAAAUCUAACUGGCAACGAAAUCAAAUUGUCCGCUGGCAUUAAUUUAAUUUUAUCUUUGGGCAAUAAAUCUAAUUUAGAAUUACUAGACUUAAAUGCUAAUGAAUUUGGUCCUUCUGGUGUUCGAUCAAUCAUUCAAACACUUGGUUCAGUAGGACUUUUACACACAAUACCUAUUCCGAAUAACGAAGAAGAUUCACCAAAUAAAUCAAUUUCAGACGAAUCCUAUUUAUGUGCAUUUGAUGAAGACCAGGGGUCGGAUCAAGAAGAUGAAGAUGAUGAGACCAAUGAAGGAGGAGAGGAGAAUGCUGAUGAUGAUGCUGAUGAUGAUGAUGAUGAUAAUCUAGAAGAAGAAGAAUACGAUGAUUCUAUCAGAAGUCAAUAUGGAGAUGAAGAUGAUGAUGAACGUGAAAAUUAUAGUGAUGUAACGCCAAACAAAAAUGAGUGUGUUAAUUUCAGUUUUCGUGAAGCACUUUCAAAACUUGGUGGAACUGCUGGCAGUGGCGGCGGUGGCGGCGGUAGUGGUGGUGUUGGUUGUUUGACUCCACAAAAUGAAAAUACUACUCAAGCAAAUAAUAAUAGUAAACUUUUCGAAUCGUUCGGUAAACAAUCCUUUGGUUUAUUUUCUGGCAUAUCACCACAAAACACUGAUACAACCGAUGCUGGUUUAAUACGUUCAAAAUUAUGGCCUUCUUCAGGUAUAGGCAAUUUAUUCAAUUUCGGUGAUAAUGCAAACAUUAAACGAAAUUUAUUUUCUCCACCAACUACUUUAUCAAAUAAAAUUGUUAAUGAAGUAGUUAUUCAUGAAAAGAAAUUAGAUGAAGACAAGUUUAGACAACUUUUGAAUGAAGCACUUUCUAAUCCAAAACAAGAAACAAGUAGAAAUAGUUUAAUUGAUUUUAUUGGUUCGGUAGAAUAUUUUAAACAACCACCAAUUCAUCCAGUGAUUCUGUUAUGUGCACAAACUGCUACACCAGAGAAUAUAGUUCGUUUAAGUUUAGCUUUAUCACGUAGUUUAACAUGUCAAAUCAAUCCUGUAUCUAGUGGAAUUAUGCAAUUAGCUAUUGGUUUAUUGGCCUCAGUGUUUACAGAUGUUUAUCAAAAAAAAAAUUUGGAUACUUAUCGGACAAGUUGUGCAAUUAAUUGUCUACUUGUCUAUUUAGGUGCAAUUAAAUCAGAAAAAGAUAGUGAAGAUUGGUUAGAUUGUUCAUGGACUACUAUUAAUAGUAACAAUAGUAAUAAUAGUAACAAUAGUAAUAAUAAUAAUAAUAAUAAUAAUAAUAAUAAUAAUCAGAAUCAUUCCAAAUAUAAUCUACAACACUAUUUACGAUUAACUAAAACAUUAAUCGACUAUUUUGGACCACAACUUAUACCGAAUGUAUGUAAUUGUUUAACAUUACUUCUAUCGGAACAACGUCAAAAAGAAGCACGUUCUAAUACCACUACUACUACUACUACGGCCAAAUAUGAUGUUCACACAAUGAAUAAUGAUAUGCAUUUAAUAGACGAGAUUAUUCAUGCAUUAGAGAAACAAUUAGUUUCAAUGAAAUUGAAACAUUGAAUUAAUUGGAGGCGGGAAAUAUGAAAAGUUAAAGCAAACAUAAACUUAAACUUAAACAAUUCAAGAUUUGAUUGUUCAAAAUUUUCUGCAUUUGUAUAACUAGUUUUUAUAUAGAUUCAUUUAUAUAUAUCUGUCUAUUGAAAUUGAAUUCAGAAGAGAGAGAUAAAGAGCGAGAAAGAUAUGUUUUCCAUGGAGGAAUAUAGAUAUAUACAUAUACAUUGUAAACAAUGUGUCAUUCUGUACAUAAUUUUAAGUUGAGUAAAGUACAAAUUCCACUAUUUGUUAUUGGUAGCUUACAUAUAUUUUCCUGUCAUCAGUUAUUUCUCUUUCUCUGAUUAACACUGUCAUUGUUUAUGUAUAAUGAAUGCAUUGAUGUUGGUUUAAAUAAAAAUAAUUCUGAUUGUAUUAA